GAGCCCUAGAAAAGCGGGUCCCGGGCGCCGCGGAGGCUGCAGGGCUCCCCGCGCCCACCAUGAAGAACCCGGUGCCGCAGGCGGCGUCGAUGCUGCUCGAGAAGCUGCUGCUCCUCGUCCACGUUCGAGCCCUGCCCGGGGGCUCCGGAGGGGAAUCCUCGCCUCCCGCCGCUCCCGCGUACUACGACACGAGCUGCUUCAAGCGAGGAGACCUGCUGGAGGUGCCCCGCACCCUCUUCAUCCACUUCGGCAUCUACCUGGGCGAGAACCGCGUCGCCCACCUGAUGCCCGACAUCCUGCCCGCCGUCACCGGCGACCGGCGGCAGAUCCAGCAGGUGGUGACCAACAAGCGGCUCAUCCUGGGCGUCAUCACCAGGACGGCCAGCAUCCGCGUGGACACGGUGGAGGAUUUCGCCUAUGGCGGCAGCAUCCUGGUCAACCACAUGGACCGACUCUUCGAGGACCAGGUGCUGGGCAGCGAGGAGGCGGCUCGCCGGGCGGAGAAGCUGGUGGGCGCCACCGCCUACAGCCUGCUCUGGAACAACUGCGAGCACUUCGUCACCUACUGCCGGUACGGAGCGCCCGUCAGCUUCCAGACAGACAAGUUCUGUGAGACUGUGAAGAUGAUUAUUCGGGACCAGAGGAGUGUUCUUGCUUCAGUACUUGUGGGAUUAGCAUCAAUAGUCUGCCUAGGUUUGGCACCCUCCACCACGCUCCCCACUAUCUUUAUUCCCUUCUUUCUGUGGAUGGCUGGCUAGCAGCCCAUCAGGAGGAUCACAACUGACGUCUGUAUAUAAGGUGUACACUACUGUAUUUAUGAAAGCACAGAUUACUCAUUGGCGUUGUGUAAAGUUUCUUAACCUUGUGUGCCAUUUUUAAAUGCAACUUUUGUCUAGAACACAGUGCACAAGGCAUAGCUUACUGUGUAAGCCAAAUAAUAGAUUUCCUGAAAAUCUCAGUUCAUACGUUUUAACACACCUUUAAAUCAUGAAAAAGUAUGGUUGCAAUGCAGUUCUGCUCCUUGCCUUUAGCCAUAAGUGAUACUGGCAAUAUUCUUCGUGUUGUUCUGUUUCUUAGCUGCAUACCUGGGUGCUGUAACUAUUAAUAAAAAUGGAUGCUGGAAUACCACAAAGAGAUGGGUAUUGAGAAAAAACUGCUUAUCUCUUACUUUGAUAUAUUUUGUAUUCAGAAGUUACUGUCUCCACUCCUAAAACACCUUUUGGUGGAGAUACGAAUUAGUAAAAUGACUUGUUUUGAUGGCAAAUAAGAAAAAACAGCUGGGUGCUGGGUGCUGCAGUAGCACAUCUGGCUGGAUUGUCUACAGUCCUUUGACUUCCCUUUGACUUCUGCUUCAUAUUAAUUCUGUAAACACUUGUUUUACUGUAUUGAACAACUUCUUGAUUGAGUUAGAGGUAAGGAAAGACGGUGAUUCCUCAGCAUUUUGUUGCUACUAAAGGUGGUUAGUAUGGCCAAUAUAAAUGACUGCAGAGGGCUUUAGGGGAGACAGGAAGAAAGAAGCUUGCUUUAUAACAACCAGUGACAUAAUAAACAUCAGAAAAUUCCACAUUUCAGGGGACGUGGUGGGGAAGAGGAGGAGGACAGGUGCCAAUUUAGUUCCUACCUUCCCUCAGCAACGGGGCCUGUAUGGAUAUCAUAAUGAAUCAGGGAUUAUUGGAGCAAUUUCUUUGGUGGUGUCAUUUUGGACACUGCCUUAAAACUGGAUGCCUCUCGGUGAAAGAUGACAUGUCUUUCUAUACUCUGAAUAAGCAUUCACUUGCAAGCCAGCAGUUGGUGCUAAAAAUGUUUCAUCUUCAAUGAUGAGGCCUAUCUGCUUAUCAGGAAUGUGUAAAGCUGGAUUUGAAAUCAAGUUCAUCCAGCCAAUUGUUUGAGUGCUAAAAUCCUUUGCUGUUUUUUUCUUAGCAAUGUCUUGAUGUAUGCAGAGAAGUUCAGCGCCUGGAAUGUCUUGCAUGCAAUACAUGCACUUACACGUUCAUGUGCCUUUCUUGCCUUCCUUUCUAGUCAAAGGCAACUAUGAUGGUGUCUUUACCAAACGAACCUCAGAUUUGCUUCUUUCUAUGAAUGCUGUUCAGUAUGCUGUCAUCAGCUCUGCUGCUGAAGUGGCCACUUUUCCCCAUUUUUAUUUUAAGUGUGCUAUAAACCCCCUUCUCCUUCCCCAAAACCUUACAGUUGCUUGAAGAUCAGAUUUUUAGCUGUAAGCCUACUUGGCUGCUCUCUAAUAAUCUUUCUUCUUCUGGCUGCUCUGCUAUAACCAAUGAAGAAUGAAAAGACUGGGUAUGAAAUUCCGGGGUUAUAGGAAACAGCAGCAUUACUACCGCUGCCAUCAACCGAGAGGGGAUCUCAGCCCAGCUUUCAGUUAUGCAUUCAGUCUGCAGCUUAGCUCCAAAGCAUCUGGAUAUCAAUUACUGCUGGAUGCUUGUGAACAGCUUCUGUUCUGGUGGUUUCAAAGAUUGCAAUGCUCAGUGUAACUGUUUCUGGUAAACUUUUAAAAUGACAGUGUUUUUUAAUUAACAUUAAUUGCUUUUUCAUAGUGUAUGCAUUAGUUAUAUUUACACAAAUUCCACUGUGGUUUUUUUUUACUUGCUGUGCAUAAGGUAUGAACUGUAGUAAUUACUGUAAUGACAUAUAAAUAGAUUUUGUUAAUUUAAAAACGUCUACCGGCCUCUUGAAAUUGAAUAUGAUUGAGUAUAAUUCUCUAACGUAUCCCAGUAGGGUACUGAACAGCCCAUUAACAUGCAGUUCCAUGGUGUCUGAUACAGGUGGGCUUUUCCCCUUUAUUUACUUGGGAUUUAUAAGAAUUCCAGUAAUUCUUAAGAUGUACUUACACAAUAAACAACGGGGUCAUGACCAGUAACCAAAUUGUAAGUGGGAUUGUUGGAAGGCAGAGAAAGCUUCCUGCUCUAGCUUCAGUAUCAAAGGACCAAUGUUUCUGCUUUGCUAAUGCUGUUGAGCAAGAAGGAUCGAGAUUAGGCUGGGGGGACUAAACUGGGAUUUUGAUACAUGUCUAUGAAAGAAAUGAAAGCAGUUCCUUGCAGACUUCCAGCUUUAUUAGCAGAAAAUUUUCCUUCUAAGUGUAAAGUUUUAAGCUUAUGAAAUGGUUUAGAAUGUCCUGCUGUAUCCUUUCAUCAGAGACAAGGGCAUGGGAACAGAAGUUCAGCUGCAUGUUAAGAGUUUUUCCUACCAACUAUAAUUCUACCAGAGAUCUGGAAAUUUUGUUAAAAUUAGGCAUCAGUCAAAUUAGUCAUACUCUGAAGGGCAAACCAAAACUAGCUGACGUGUAUUCUUAAGUUCAGCUCAGUGGGUGGUGGUUGUGCCCUGAAAUAUUUUGGUAAAUGUCAGCGUCAACUUUUUUCUGUAAUUACUUGAGUAAAAAUAAGCACUUGCCCUUCCUUAGUGGAGCAUUGCAUUUCAGACCUGAGCUCAACUGUGAUGCCAUUGAAAUGAACGAGCUAGUUAGAGUAAGAAAAGCACAGAAAAACGUGGAGGAGUUCAGCUGUUUGGAAAUGUGUGUGAAGUGAAAUUGUUCAUCGGUAAGUGUAAGUGAUGGUGAUGGGGGGGAUGUAAAUCUAGAGUUGCAGCUCAUUUUAGUGGUGGGGCUGGUUUGAAAAGUUGUGUGAUUAAACGAGAAUAUGUAAUGGAAGAGCAUAACCAUCACCCCUGUGCCACUGGGAAAGGCAAGUAGUGAAGACAUCAUGUUAAAAGGAUAGAUGUUUCACUUCAGGCUUUCCAAUGAAAACAAAAAUAAAAUGAGCAUUGACAAGGCUCGAAAUGUUUUUACAAACAUUUUUACUGUGUUUAAAGGAAAAAAAAAGUUGCUAAAUGAAGACAUUAGAACAGUGAGCUUUCUGUUUGCCUUUAUUUUAGCUUGGAACAUAAAUGAUUACUCAUUUUGUGGUGAACAGUCAUCUGCUGCUUGAUUUCACCUUUGGGUCCUCCUGUGCUGGAGGAGAAUGCUACGUAUAAAU
Cuculus canorus (common cuckoo) is the source of this 3983-nucleotide messenger RNA. It is a transcript of the gene LRAT, whose product is annotated as lecithin retinol acyltransferase. The record is from RefSeq and is a predicted model, not a curated record. Gene Ontology annotation, molecular function: phosphatidylcholine-retinol O-acyltransferase activity. NCBI's taxonomy places the organism in Eukaryota, Metazoa, Chordata, Aves, Cuculiformes, Cuculidae. The coding region runs from base 60 to 758 and encodes 232 amino acids. The transcript is spliced from 2 exons. Gene Ontology annotation, biological process: retinol metabolic process.